Molecule: messenger RNA, 1239 nt
Organism: Penicillium macrosclerotiorum
Lineage: Eukaryota; Fungi; Ascomycota; Eurotiomycetes; Eurotiales; Aspergillaceae
Product: Zn(II)2Cys6 transcription factor domain-containing protein
Exons: 3
Coding region: 1-1239 (412 amino acids)
Biological process (GO): regulation of DNA-templated transcription
Cellular component (GO): nucleus
Molecular function (GO): transcription cis-regulatory region binding; zinc ion binding; DNA-binding transcription factor activity, RNA polymerase II-specific
Source: RefSeq, a predicted model, not a curated record
AUGCUCGCCGAGUCCAAUGGCAGUCCGUAUGCCGGGGGCGAUGCACCGAAGCUGCGAACCGCUUGCGAGAACUGUCGCCAGUCCAAAGUCAAAUGCAAUCUGUCUGGCAAGAACGUCUGCACUCGCUGCCUGCGCCAUGGACUCCAGUGUCAGUAUGGGUUUGCUAACCGGUCUGGGAAGCCGAAAGGCAGCAAAAACCGCGCAACCCUCCGCAAGCUGGGCCAGUUGCAGGAGGAGAAACCCUCAAUACGCGGGUUCCGUGGUAGCCGCCUCGUGCCGCCUGCUCCAGGCCGAGAGCCCUUGAUGGCCUAUCCCGCGCAUCUCAGCGAGUCCAUGGAGGAUGAGGAUGUAUGCUUGAUCCCGGGUCCAUUGGGACUGUGGGAUAGUCCUCGCACAUUCGGCGGUACCGCGUUGGACACCCCGAUCUGUCCUUCGCAGCUGAACACGAUGGAUGGCCCACCGUUUCCAGACCUGCUGGACUCCUAUCCUGCCCUCCCUGGUGGCUUAGGAUGCCCGCACACGCCAGUCACGCCGACCUUUUUGGCAUCCGACUCCCUCGCGGAUGGGCUGGGCAGCCCUUCAUUCGGGUCCGUGUCGUCUCCGUAUACUGUCGCGCCGUGCGAGUGUGUCGAUAUGCAGUUGUUCCAUAUGAACCGGCUGAAUCACCUUCUGGCCGAUUCAAUGCCUCUUCGCUUCGAUCACAGCCUUCAGAUCCUCAAGACGACAUUCUGCGCAUGCCAGGUCUUCAUGUCAUGCAGUAAAUGCACCAAAGACAGCGCGAAUCUUCUGCUACUGAUCUCCGUGAUCAAUCUGACUCUACAGCUCUUUGAAUACUGGAUAUCUCGCGAGACCACACGCCCUUCACGGGCCGAGCAGGGGGGCGAGAUUCGGUACGGCUACUAUGAGAUUUGCCAGGAAGAGAACCGACACAUCCGCCCGUUCCUGCUGCGAGGCCUCCUCCUCCAGUGCCGGGAGGUGUUAAGCUCGCUGACGGCCGCGGGGACCGGCGAUUCCAAUAUUUCCGCAGAGGAACCCGCGACCCAGCCCUGGCAUCUGUCGGACCAACUUGGCAUGGGUCCGUUGUCAGACCUGGACCCGGGGACUCUGGCCAGCAGCCCUGACAAUAAUUAUCUGCUCUCUAUAAUCGCCGGCUACGAGGCGACUGUGAUUGCAUUUCUGCAGUCCAUCUCCGCGAACGACUGUGUCUGCGGGUCCAAGUAUGCGGCACGAGAUAAUUGA